Molecule: messenger RNA, 1230 nt
Organism: Xylaria bambusicola
Lineage: Eukaryota; Fungi; Ascomycota; Sordariomycetes; Xylariales; Xylariaceae
Product: NADH:flavin oxidoreductase/NADH oxidase
Exons: 4
Coding region: 1-1230 (409 amino acids)
Molecular function (GO): oxidoreductase activity; FMN binding
Source: RefSeq, a predicted model, not a curated record
AUGGAGCACAUCUCCCAGCCACUCACCUUAAAAUGUGGUCUCACGCUACCAAACCGCCUCGUCAAAGCAGCCAUGUCAGAGAACAUGGCAGAUAAGAAUAAUCUUCCGGACAACAAAUUUCAUGUUGCAUAUGGCAAGUGGGCGGGCGGGGGUUGGGGUAUGCUACUGACAGGUAAUGUCCAAGUCGAUGCGGCUUACCUAGGAAACUAUAGAGAAACAGCGGUAGACCCCUCGCUUGAGACCCAAUUGAAACAGGCGUGGAAAGAAUGGGCUGCAGCUUGUAAUCGCCACGGAACACCGACUGUUAUGCAACUGAGCCAUGCUGGAAGGCAAUCGCCGAUAGGAGCCGGAAGGCGAGGGCUAUGCACCCAGACUCUGGCCCCGAGUUCCAUCUCGCUGGAUAUGGGAGGAGGUUUGCUGGCAAAGGCUCUCACGCCACUCAUUUUUGGGACACCCCGUGAGAUGAUGUUAGGUGACAUCGACAGGGUGGUACAGCAGUUCACUUACGCCGCAUGCCUGGCCGUCGACGCGGGGUUUCAAGGAAUACAGAUACAUGCAGCACAUGGCUAUCUUUUAUCUCAGUUUCUGUCCGCUAAGGCGAACAGAAGGACUGAUGAGUACGGAGGCUCGCCUGCCAAUCGUGCACGCUUAGUUGUGCGAGUUUUGCAAGCAGUUCGAGAGGCAGUCCCAGCGAGCUUUUGCGUAGGCAUAAAGCUGAACUCGGUUGAUCACCAGUCUUCUGAUGAGCUCCAAAAUUGUAUUGAGCAGCUAAGAUUAAUUGUCACGGCCGGUGUAGACUUUGUUGAGAUUAGCGGCGGAACAUGGGAGGAUCCAAAAAUGAUGUCAAACGCAGAUCAGAUGCCGAGAGAGAAAUCAGAUCGAUCAAAGGCGCGAGAGGCUUUCUUCCUUGAGUUUGCCAAAGCGAUUCGAUACGAAUUCCCUUCGGUGCCACUCCUGGUGACCGGCGGUUUCCGCACACGUUCAGGCAUGCGGGAAGCGAUAGACAGCGGAGACUGUGAUUUGAUUGGAAUCGCUCGGCCGGCAGUCCUAUCUCCUCAACUGCCUAAUGAUAUCGUCUUUAACAAGAACAUUCCUGAUGAAGAGUCGACGUUGCAAACUCAAUAUAUUAGAACCCCUCGGUUAGCUAAGAUCACAGGUAUUAAAGCAGUCAGCUCUGGUGCAGAAAGUCGCUGGUACAGCUCGGAAAUUUUGAAGAUGGGUCAGAGCUAG